GGCUUCAGUCCAAAUUUUGUUGCAGUUGAAUAGCAGAACAGCACAGUUUUACCAUUCAGUACUCAGUCAGUAUUCAGUACUCACUAUAGCGUUUGACAGCUUUGAGACGAAUGUUAUUGAAGAAAGCUGCUGUUUAUUCCAUCGGCAAAAAAAAAAAUCACUUGAGCCGCGAACUGUGAGCAUGCAAAACGAGUUCUGUAUUUAUAGUUUAAAGAAAAAGGAAAAUGUUGGGAUGUAGAAUUAUGUCCCUGAGAAAAUGCGGCGGAGUUCCAUGUCAGAGGAAGCUGAGGAAUUUUUACUCCAGGGAGAGUGGAAUGGAUAAGUUGGAAUUCUGGAGUUACGUUAAACUUGACAACUGAGAAAAGAAGGGAAUCAGCACAGCAGAGUCAUGCGUCGCUUUGACAAGCUGAGGAGAUCCAUUCCGUUUCUGGCACGUUUUCAUGUUUAUAAAAAGCUCAGUGGGAGCAUGCAGUCAGAUGAGGGCACAGAGUGGCUUCUUGAACUUCUCACCGAGGUGCAGCUGCAACAGUAUUUCCUUCGCAUCCGUGAUGAUCUCAAUGUCACCCGGCUCUCCCACUUUGACUAUGUGAAAAAUGAAGACCUUGAAAAAAUUGGAAUGGGGCGACCAGGCCAGAGGCGACUAUGGGAAGCUGUGAAACGAAGGAGGGCCAUUUGCAAGCGCAAAUCGUGGAUGAGCAAGGUGUUCAGUGGAAAGCGACCCGAAUCCGAGUUCCAGCCUCAGCCGGGAACGACGUUUCGCAAACUACCAACUCCGCCACCACCACCGCCAGAAGGGGACCAGUCACUGACCUGUUUGAUCAGCGAGAUAGAUCUGACGUUUUAUGAGAAAUUAGGCGAUGGAUCCUUUGGAGUUGUCAGGCGGGGUGAUUGGCAGUCGCCUUCUGGCAAAGUAAUGAAUGUGGCUGUGAAGUGCUUGAAAACAGAUGUGUUAAAUCAACCCGAUGCUUUGGAUGAUUUUAUACGAGAAGUGAAUGCCAUGCAUUUUCUGGACCAUCUCAACCUUAUCCGCCUAUAUGGUGUUGUUCUGACCCAUCCAAUGAAAAUGGUUACAGAACUGGCUCCACUUGGUUCUUUACUGGAUCGAUUGAGAAAAAACCAAGGCUACUUUCUCAUUUCAACACUGUGCCAAUACGCAAUACAGAUAGCAAAUGGCAUGGCUUACCUCGAGUCUAAGCGCUUUAUUCAUCGAGACCUGGCAGCUAGAAAUAUUUUACUGGCCUCGAAUGAGUUGGUGAAAAUUGGAGAUUUUGGACUCAUGAGAGCUCUUCCACAGAAUGAUGAUCACUACGUCAUGCAGGAACAUCGCAAGGUUCCCUUUGCUUGGUGUGCACCUGAAAGUCUAAAAACACGAACAUUCUCACAUGCCAGUGAUACCUGGAUGUUUGGUGUCACUCUGUGGGAAAUGUACACAUAUGGUCAGGAGCCUUGGGUAGGCCUCAAUGGGAGCCAGAUUUUGCAUAAGAUCGAUAAGGAAGGAGAGAGGCUGCAAAGGCCUGAAGAUUGUCCGCAGGACAUUUACAAUGUAAUGCUGCAAUGCUGGGCGCACAAACCCGAUGACAGACCAACAUUUGUGGCACUCCGCGAUUUUCUGAUUGAGGCCCAGCCCACAGACAUGCGAGCCCUGCAGGACUUCAGUGAACUAGACAAACUGCAAAUUCAGAUGAACGAUGUGAUCACAGUCAUCGAGGGCAGGGCUGAAAACUAUUGGUGGAGAGGACAGAAUAAGCGCACACUGAAGGUGGGGCAGUUCCCACGAAAUACAGUGACAUCCGUGGCAGGCCUUUCAGCCCAUGACAUCAGCCAUCCGCUCAAGAACAGCUUUAUUCACACGGGGCAUGGAGAUACCAAACUUGAUCGUUGCUGGGGAUUUCCUGACAAAAUAGAUGAAUUGUACCUGGGCAAUCCCAUGGAUCCACCAGAUGUACUUGGACUGGAUAUGAAACUGACCAGGCCAACACAGCUGCCAGGAAGAUCAAAGAAGGAGCCUCCUCCACGUCCUCCUCAGCCAACAAUCUACGGCAAGAGUAAGUUGCGGCAUUUUCUGCAGUUUAAGGGAUGUUCCUGCCCUCUCUGUUCCAUGUUAGCCCCUCUCUUUAAAGAGCCUGUCUAUGACCCUGUGAUUGAGGAGGAAUCUGCAGGCUCUCUACCACUAAAGAAACUCAGCCUGAAGAAACACGGCCCAGCAAAGUCUUUAAAACUCAACAAACCUGCUGCUCGUGUUUCCGCCACAAAGUUGGGUGACAAGCCAUCGGACUGGAGCAGAUAUUCGGGUCAUAAUGAGGUGGCUCUGAUUGACUUUGGAGAUGAUCAAACAAGUCACACUCCAUCUCCUGUAUUGGAGAACACGAUUCCUACACUGGCCAAAUUAGUGUUGGAGUCGUACUCUCUGCUGGACAGGACACCGCCGCAGAGUCCAACCAGAACUUUGCCGAGACCUCUAUAUCCAGUUCCAAUCGUUGACUGGGAUUCCAAACCCUUGCCUCCACCCCCAGCCUAUGAUGAUGUUGCUCAAGAUGAAGAUGAUUUUGAAGUCUCAUCAAUUAAUAGUCUAGAUAGCGGAUUAAUUGAAGAGCGAUCAAAGUACGGAACUCCUCAGUUGGCAAGAAAUCAAGAAUCAGGAGAAACUAAUUAUGCGUUUGUACAUGACUCGGAUGGCAAAGGAAAGCCCAAAGUGGAGGAUAAUUUGUUCCUUCCACCAAGGCAGAUGAAGCAGACCACCUUUUCUCAGUCCGCUGAAAUAUUUGAGGAACUGCAACAAGAAUGCAUGAAAAGACUUAACGUCCCUAUUAUUUCAACUCCAGCCUCCUCACCGAGUCCCAUCUCCCUGUCAGCAAGUGCAUCUCCAACUACUUCCGAUGAUAAACCUCAGAUCCCACCACGGAUUCCCAUUCCUCCACGGCCUUUGAGGAGAAAUGAGCUAGGCCGUUGGUCUGGUGAGUUAUCACCUGCAUCUGGAGGUGAAGAGGAUAAGCCUCCACAGAUUCCUCCCAGGGAUCCAUUGUCCCAGCCAUCCUCAAGAACUCCAAGUCCAAUGGCAAUUCCAGUUAGUUCCCCACAACAAAGGACAAGUGCAGCUUCAAUGGCAACAUUGACUGUCGGUGCAUACCUCUCAACAUCUCCCAGCAAGUUAAUGCCCACCACUCAGAGUUUUGCCUCCGAUCCAAAAUAUGCUUCACCCAAAGUUAUUCAGGCACAAGGAAAGGAUGUUUCCAAGGGACCCUGCAUCUUGCCAAUAGUAAAGGAUGGCAAGAAGGUGAGCAGCACACAUUACUAUUUGCUUCCAGAGAGACCUCCUUACUUGGACAAAUAUGAGAAAUUUUUCAAGGAGGCCGAGUGUGUGGAUGAACUGUGUUCCAAAAGAUCUGUGACCACGGCAACGGUGAGGCCAAUGGUCCAACACCCUGAAUACAAAACUAACUUUUCAUCCAACAAUAGCAAUGCAAACCCUGGGAUUACAGCAAUUAAAACUUCUCAGAGUCUGCAAAGAAUCUCUUUUGAGAGUUCCACUGGGAAAAUGGACUGUUUUACUCCAACAGAAAAAAUUAAAAUAGUUCAGGAGAAUGUUCAUGGCGUUACGAUGGAAGAAUGUCAGACUGCGCUUCAGAACCACGCCUGGAACCUUCAAAAAGCCAUACAGUACCUCAAGGUUGAGCAGCUAUUCUGCCUCGGGUUGAAGACAAGAAGUGAAUGUCAGAAGAUUCUAGAAAAGUUUGACUGGAAUCUGGAAUUAGCCAGUUGCCACCUGCUAGACACUUACAGUGCAGCUCGACAUAGGCGAUGACAAGCUUCAUGGUGGAGGAAAAUAAUUUAAUACAAAUUGGAUAACUGCUGCAGUGUCUUCAGGGUUGUGGGACACAGGCGUCCUCUGGACAGAAUUUUCUGAACAUUUUAUUUUGUGAGACAAAAGAUAUCAAAUGACUGGAACUAAUGAAUCUUGCACUAGUUGUGCACUGCGGUCCUGCUGUAGAUGGGAAUCCGCUUCUCAAUAACAGUAUUCUUCACAAGCGACAGGUUGUUUGUUUUGUUCUUGGCGAAAAGAUUUGUAAUUUUGUGGCAUGCGGUAAUCCCAACAGCCUUCUGUAUAUAAAUAUAAAAUAUAUAUAAUAUAAAUUUUAUUUGACAAGUUGAUGGUAGAUUGCAGUUGUGUUUAUAUUUUGCAUUGAAUUUGUCAUGUUGGAUGUUCUAAUAAUUAUUUAAUUUGUUUUCCUAAAAGACAGUUGAAUGAGUUUAACAUUCUGAGUUUUGUAUCCAGGUAAAGUUUAUCCAUUUUAGAUUUCUUCAAGGAUGUAGAUUUUUGAAAGCUAUUAGUGUGACCAUUACUGAUUGAGGCUUGGUAUUAAGCUAGUCAUGCUAAAUCUGUCAAAGUGGUUUUCCUUUUCUGUAAUACGGUGCACUUAAGUGUCCCUACCGUGUGCUGCAGUUCUCAAUAAAUCUAUAACAUGGAAUAAUAGAUAUUAGGCCAUAAAUUACAGAAGUGUUUUGGGAUUGGGCAUAGUCCUCAUCAGCAUGAGCAGAAGGCCCAAGAUCGCUAAAAUUGCAAUUUAAAACCCAAGGUGCAUAUAUGUAUUCUCAUGAAGUUCUGAUGAGCUGUAUUAGUUCACAACGUGAAGAGCUAGUUCUUGCCACCAGCAAAACGACUAAUGAGUCAAAGAAAGAAUGGAUACAACUUACUGCAGCUUUUUGUGUCUAUCUGCAGAAGUGAAGCCUCUUUCUAAACAAUGUCUUACAAAUUGAAAACUCUCAUGACUAUACAUCACCACUGUAAUUAACUGGAUUCCCCACUCAGGUUAGAUGACAUAGCAAAAAUAAAACGGGGAACACUGGCAAGUGUCAAUUAAGUUUAGGGGGGUAAAAGGUUGUAUCUAAAUUGCAAAUUAAAAAAAAAAAUUAUUGGUGAUAUUUAAACAGACAAUGACCAAGUUAGGGGAGAAACCCAAUUCAAGAUCAUAAAGUCUCCUGUACUCUUCAUGGACAAACUGAGGUUACUUCAGGCUCCAAAAUGAUACAAAUUUAAUUGCGCUGAGCUCCUUAUCCAUUGCCUCACUUAAAGCCUUUUUGAUUCCAUCUUUGGAACUUCCUGCCCUAACCGUCAGCUGCAGAAACUUUCCAACACAGUUGUCAUUUCUAGACAUGGCAUUCGUUGCCCUUCCAUAUUCAUAUUUUCCAUAAACUAUGAUGAAUUUCAAACUUUGCUGUUAAUAUUCUAUCCUCUACACCCAUCAUCCCUGUGCUCUAAUUUGCUCUAUUUGGUGUUUGCCCCUGAUUUAAAAAAUCUACACAGAAAUGUAAAUUACGUUUCCUUGGGAUUCAGAUUACAAUCAGCAUUACUAGCAAAAGCUGUUUGGCACUCUCUCUAAUAUUACAGUAACAGAAUGUUAUGACAUUUACCCAAAGUUUAAAUGUGGUAGCAGUGCCAAAGUAAAAAGGUAGAUAUUGUGGGUUGAUUUUUAUUCUGCACUAUGUUAUUUUGGAUCAUUAUUUGCUGUUAUGAAACCUUCAGAACUAGUCAGUUUACCAGGUUCCUAUUUAGCAACAUGGUGAUUCGAAUAGGAAGUUGGGUGGACCAGUCCCAAGAUUUUUCAGGUUCUACUGCUGCUCUGUAUGGCUUUAUUGAAUGAUCAGGAAAAAGAAAGUCUUCCAAAAAAAAUAAUUUUGAGUUUGGUUCAGUCCAUUCAAGAGAAUGGAUGGUCCGAACUGCCAAUCCCAUUGUUGCUCAACCAUUAGCUUGUGAGAGUGAAUAAACUACCUGCAGGUUUUGGCCCAGGUUCUCGGGCUGGUCUAAUUCCACACUUUGGUAUCAGCGUGCAUGUUCAUCAAAUCUGAAUAAACCUUUGUCACUGUGGAAUAUUUCAGAAAUGGGGACUGUGGUAAUCUAUUCCUGAGGACUGCAGUGACACUUAUUCAUCAGAAACAAAAUGAGAAUACCAUUGCACCUUUAUUUAUUCAAAGAUGUUGUUUGUUAAAAUAUGUUCUACAGUACUGCACAUUUUGAUAAUUUAAUUGUUCAAAAAAGCUGUUAUUAAUAACUUACAACAAGUUAUUCCAUAAUUAAUCUGUGAAAGAAAGUCAUUGCAUCAAGUCAAAGCCUGGCUAAGGAACCCAUAUUUAAUUAAUUAAUUCAUUAAACUUUAAUUAUCUAUAACUGAUUCUUUGGUGUAAGUUUGCUGCCACAAAGGCAAAGAGGAUCAGAAAAUAAGUGGUGAAAAUUCUCAUGAUCAGUCUUUACAAUGUUCUUUCUGAGUCUCUCUGCUUUAGCUUUGGUGAACCCUACCUUUGUCCUCCUUGCUUCAGCCAGGUCAGGUGGGAUAGUUCAUCACUACUAGUUUCCGUAAAUCCACAGCGACUGUUUACUCUUAUUAUUCUCUCCGCAGUGAAACAAUCUUCUGCGUAGAAGAGUAUCUGCUUGAGAACUUUUUUUACAAAAUAAGUCCUUACGCCAGGUUUGUUUGUGUUCUGAUAUUCAUGUUUUUGGCUGGAUUUCAGCAAUCUAAUGCUGGGGCUGCUUAAAAAACCUUCCUCUUUAACGGUGUAUAGAACUUCCCACAAGAAAUGUAGUUAAUGUGAUUGAAUGCAUCCAAAUCUUGCUCUAUCAAGUAAGAUGUGAGAAAGGAUCUAAGCUACAGAAUGAUAGCAUCAAUCAUCUUCAGGCCCCAAUAUGCCACCCCAUGCAUGGCCUGAUCUGAAAAAUCACAUUGAUUCAUUGAUAAAGGCCAUUUUCAAUGGGACAGUUGCUCAAAUGACCAAUUCUGUGUAUGCUCUAAAGCAGAGAUGUGACUUGUACCCUUUACGUAUGGACGUCAUCUGGGUGGGCAGAGGUGUGGGACUCUGAGAAAAUCAACACUGCACAUUUGUAUAAAGUUUAUUUUUCAAUCUGUUUUGUAGAAGCUCAGUUGUUGCAUGUCUUAUACUCAGCAUUUCUUGGAUUGCAACAUUGUCAUAAUGCUACAUUUUUAAAAAAUAGUAGUGUUAACUCAGGUAUUGUUGGAUCCUUGUAAAACGAAAAAAAUAAAAGUUGUUGUACUGAAAUGUGAGGUAAUUCCCACUAUUAUAAAAAAAAACGGUCCAUAUGUUA
Molecule: messenger RNA, 7093 nt
Organism: Amblyraja radiata (thorny skate)
Lineage: Eukaryota; Metazoa; Chordata; Chondrichthyes; Rajiformes; Rajidae
Gene: tnk2b
Product: tyrosine kinase, non-receptor, 2b
Exons: 16
Coding region: 389-3802 (1137 amino acids)
Biological process (GO): negative regulation of epidermal growth factor receptor signaling pathway; signal transduction; protein phosphorylation
Molecular function (GO): protein serine/threonine/tyrosine kinase activity; protein binding; ATP binding
Source: RefSeq, a predicted model, not a curated record